This is a messenger RNA of Triticum aestivum (bread wheat), 1476 nucleotides long. Its product is annotated as vegetative cell wall protein gp1. Bases 10 to 519 code for a protein of 169 amino acids. The transcript is spliced from 2 exons. NCBI's taxonomy places the organism in Eukaryota, Viridiplantae, Streptophyta, Magnoliopsida, Poales, Poaceae. The record is from RefSeq and is a predicted model, not a curated record.
CAACAUCUAAUGGCUCUUAAUCCUCCUGUGUUUAAUGCUACCAACCACGCAUUAAGCCUCUUCGAUCCAUCGAUCGCUAAGCCGCCCGGCUGUUCCUCCCGCAGCCUCGCGCCGCCGUUUGCCGCAGGUGCCGCCUCGCCCUUCGCCGCCUCCCGCAGCCGCCGCCCGUCACCGGGCCCGUCGCACCAGGAGAUGCCCCGCCGGCCCUUUGCCGCCUCCCGUAGCCACGCCCUUCGCCGCGGGUCGCCGCGCCCGUCGCCCCGGGAGCCGCCGCCUGCCGCCUCGCCCAUCGCCCCAGGAGCCCGCCCCGCCGGCCCUUCGCCGCCUUCCUUCACCGUGGGUCGUCGCCGCCGGAGCCGUCCUCUUCCUCUUCCCGGUGGCGUAAUGCAGGUUCAGAACAUUGCCACUCAUCGGCAUCUGCAGCAUCUAAGGUCAUUUUCGUCACAUAUUCAUAUUUACUUGAGUUUGUGCUUACUUUGUUUGCAACAUUUAAGAAUUGAGCUUCUCAAUAUUGCAUGAAUAUUGCAUGACAACUCUGCAUUCCUACUCGGCAUCGUUUUGUCAUUCUCAUGAUGUAGGAUGUUCCUCAUUUCUUUAACAUGCCACAGAUGAGGAAUCAUCGUCCGCAUGCGUUACAAUCAGGGGACUGUUCCCCAUUUAAAGAUCUGAUGAAUAGUGAUGGAUAACUAGCCGUACAGUUUUCCCUUUUUGUUUCAUUUGCUCUAGGCUUCCUUUUUUUUAAUUUUUCUUGGCUUUGUCUUGCUUUGUUUUCAUUGGGUCGCUCUUAUGAUUCGUGUCAUCUUAGCACCUCCUCCUAAUUCAAAUGCCAUGCAUUUUGCUGCUUACUCAAGAAAAAACUUAAUUCUAUAAUGUUCCCAGGUUACUUUAAAAUAGCACAUAGCAAAUAAUUCCAUUUAGUGCAUCCGUAAGUUUCUGACAUCACAUGGUUGAAGGUUUAUAUCCUUGCGAUCAUUGUCAUGAGCAUACAUUAUUUUGAGCAAGACAAAGGUAUUUGCAGUAUAACUCAACUGUUGUGUUUUGACUGAAUAAUAUGUAUAUAUGAUGCCGGCUCUAUUUGGGAGGAGCUAAAUUCUUCACCAGCAAUACAGUAAUCUUUUGUUUCCCUCAUAAUUUUGUUGAACCAGUCACUGAAGGACCAACUUCUUUUGCACCUCAUAAUUUUGUUGAACAUCAUAAUAUGUGUUUUACCUGGCCGACUUCAUAAUUUUGUUUCUUAUAUAUGCAGGUUCAUGAUUCUGAAGUUAAUUCCUUUCAGCUUCAAACUGAAAUAAUUCUUCUAUGUUCCCGUACCAUGGAGACGGGCACUAAACUUUCGAAAAUAGUAUGAAGUCAACCCUUUCUGUACAACCAAUGACCCUAUUUUUUGGGUAAAUGUUUUCAUUAUUGCCUAAUUGUGUGAGUGAUUGACACUUUCUGGUUGUGCUAAAUUUCAGUCCUACAAAUUUUCUUUGAGUA